ACAAAAUAUCAUCGAGCUCGAGUGUGCCAAACUGUGAAGUGUGUGAUAUUAACACAAAGUUCCGUGGUUUAGUGUUAAUAGUUAAAGCUACCUACGGUUUAUAAGAUGUCGUGUUUUGGAGGUAGCGUGCUAAUUCCCGACUGAGGGCGGUGCAGUGUACAUAGUUAAGUGUAGUGCAGUGAUGUAAGUUUUAAGCGAACAGUGCAGAGAGGAAGCCACCAUGCUGCCUACAAAUGUUAUGUCCUUUAUGAAAAAGAUGGUGGCGACGGAGGACACGGCAAACACGGUGCCGGGGCAGAUCGAGGCGCCCGGCACCUUCGGCAAGCUGCGGCAGACGCUCUCAUCCAGCCUGCUCACGGCCCAGGACAAAGUUACAACAAAACUGGGCCCGCGGCAGGCCGAACCCGUGGCGGAGCCGGCGCCCGCGCCGCCGCCCGCGCAGCCGCCACCUGCGCCCGCGGUUAAAACUGAAAGGGAAGCGGGCAAGGCGCCGUCGCGGGCGGGCGCAUGCCGCGUGUGCCUGAAGGCGCUGAAGCCAGGCGAGGUUUUUCACACGUGCAACGGCUGCCAGCACCGCGUGUGUGAGGACUGCUCUUCCUACUCUAAGCCGGCGGAGAAUGAGGAGGCGAACUCAUGGCGAUGCUCCGUUUGCCGGCGUAAAGCUGCGCCGCGACUACCGCCCGCGGCGCAAGACAGUACCGAUUCACUCCUCGAUGUGCCUGUACUCGAUUCCCUACAACGGCGUCAUUCGGAAGCUCGGUUGGGCGGCGGCACCUCCAGUACCGGCCUCGCGCCGCCACGCUCGCCCGAACUGCGCCGACACUCAGACGUCUCACCCGCAUCGCUAAAAGAACUAGAAAAGUUAAAGGGCGGCGGCACGGCGACGCCAGCCAACGAGUCGCGGCGGCCUAGCACGGUGACGCCGGCGCGGCGGCGGUCUAUGCGCGUGCCCGCCGCGCGCCAGCGCAGCGUCGACGACGACAAGCAGGACUCGCCUGCGCACUCGCCCGCGCUCGUCGCACCGCCGCCAAUGUCUAGGAGAGCAUCAGCAGUGGACGUGGUCGGCGGUGCGGGAGCAGGAUCGCGUCGCGGCUCCUACCGUACAGAAGACACAUCCGAAUCAACGCCUUCGAUCGCCGGACUAGCCGUCGACGAAGACCGCCCCAUCAGGCGCCGCGGUAGUCAGCUCCCAGACAUAGCCGCGCUUCAACAAAGGACGGGGGCGCUCAGUGCAAUGGCUGCUCUAGCCCGCACUGGAGACCCCUCCGAAGCACCAGGCCCUUCGGCUGCAGCCGUGGCCGCCGCCGCUGCAGCCGCGCGGCAAAUGUCGGUUGACGCGGAGGCAAUCAAGAUCGUCAUACACGAUGUCGAUGAUCGCUCGCCACGACGAGUCUCGCUGCGUCGCGAUCCUAGCGACAAAAGAUCACGUGGUUUCGGCAUGCGCGUCGUGGGUGGCAAACCGGACGCCAGCGGUCGCCGGGAGGCCGUCAUAGUGUGGACUGUGCCGGGCGGACCCGCCGACGGGGCCGGCUUACAACAGGGUGACAAGGUACUGGAAUGGGGUGGUGUGCCGUUGACGGAGCGCAGUUUCGAAGAAGUGUGCUCUGUCCUGGAUCGCAGCGGAGACAACGUAGAGCUCCUAGUGGAACCCGCGCCGCCUCAGGACGACGCGGCCACGCCUGUCACGCACUCCAGCCAACACCAUCAUGCCCUAUAUGAACCGGAUACCGACAAAUCACCAUCGUCGCCGACCCGAAGGAAAUUGCCGAAAACCCCGGAGCAGGAGAGGGCCGAGCGAGCCCGCGAGCGGCCCGCGGCGCGUGCGCAGCUGCAAGUGUGGUUCGAGAGCGAGAUGCGCAAGCUGGUGGUGGUGCUCAUCGCGGCAGACGACCUGCCGCCGCGCGACCACACGCUCGGAUACGGAGACGAGCCUGAGGCAUUCGCCAGGAUAAGGCUUUUGCCAUCACUAGAGAGCUGUCCACCAGUUGAAACAGACCCCGCGUCUGCGUCGUGCAGUCCAGUUUGGAACGCCACCUUGGGUUUCGGCGGUUUGACAGCAGAUCUCCUGGCAGGCCGAGCGCUGGAGCUCACCCUGUGGGACGCCUGCCCUGGAAUCGAUCCAGUACUUAUUGGAGAAUGCACUAUGGAUUUGGAAAAGGCGUUUGCGGAAGAACGUGCAGUGUGGUGGACGCUGGAGGAGCGCGGCGGGACUCGAUCAGCCAACGCCUCCCCGCGGGGCUCUCUCACAGGUGCGCGAGCGCUCCGACGCGGUGACUUUGCCUCGCAACGCUCUUGUUCAGACGACGUGGAUUCCAUCGGAGAGUGCGCAUCUUUGCUCCAUCCCGACCACGCGUGGGUGGGGGGCUCCAGACGUGGCUCAUCACAGUCUGAAACCUUGGAAGUUGAGGUUUACCAGCUUGGAAAGGACUUCUCACGUUCUUUACCUGGAUCGCGACGAUCAUCAUUCCAGCAGCAGGAGAAAGACGGCGCUGCGGGCACUGACAGCGGCGCCGGGCCGUCGCGGCGCAGCGAGCGGCGGCGCUCGUCGUGCAUCCGCCGCGACCCCGACGACAUCCUGCGCUCGCUGCGCGCCGUCAAGGGCGAACUCGGCCGCACGCUUUCCCUCUCCGGGUCCACCGCCCGGCGCACGGCGACGGGGCGCAAGGGCAGCAUGUGGGCAGCGGUGCCGGCGGCCUGCGAGGCGCUGGGCGACGACGAGGACUCGGUGCCGCUCGGCCCGGGCCAGAUGCCGCCUCGGAACGCCUCGCUGCCGCCGCUGCACGCAGAGAUCAACAUCAGCAUGAUCAUGAUUAAAGGACAGCUUGAGCUUGAGAUCUCGCACGCACGGCGAGUGUAUGGUGUGAACGGCGAGGUGCCAGACUCAUACGUCAAGUGCUACCUGCGCGAUGGCGACAAGUGGCUCCACAAACGCAAAACGCGAGUUGUUCGGCGCACCACCGAGCCGCACUUCAAACAGACGCUCAAAUAUCAGGCAAGUUGUGCUCUGGGGCGCACACUGGUGGUGAUGCUCUGGCAGCGCUGCGGCGGAUUCGAGCACAACCUCGCCCUCGGCGGAGCGGAGAUCACGCUCGACAAGCUCACGCUGCCACAGCGCACGUACGGCUGGUACCCGCUGUUCCCCGCCACCUCGCUCGCGGCCGACGAGUCGCCCGACUGAUCCAGGGAGCCGUCGCCGGAGCGCCGCGACAACUAGCGCCUCCGCGACGGCUCACAAAAACUCGUGUUUGGCCACCUUGCCACGUGACGGCGACCGGUGACAUGCUUGAAACCGUAUCAGCUUAGACCCAACGUAUUAUGUAAAUACCGCGUCAUAACAAAAUGCCAUAAUCAUGAUUUUUAUUCUAUAAUCAUAAUAUAUUCAACAGUCACAAAUAAAAGCUGAUGCGCACUCAAUGUAAUGUCACGAGCAACGCUGAUUAUAGUCCUUGUCUACAUGUAUAGCAUCGAGAGGUAAUUGUGUAACGCCCCGCCCAUUUUCACAAGUGCUGCCCUAUACAGACUCCAAUUCGUGUUAGUUGUUAGUAAUACGGAGUGUAAAUAAUUUAAAUUGAUGUAAUAUUGUCUCAAUCAUGCUGCCUAUGGCGGAAGCAUGUGAAACUCUGUUAUACGCGCGAAUUUAUUCGUGUAUUAUUGGAUUGUGUAAAACAUGAAAGCAAAAUGUAUUAGAGUCAGACCAAGAAAAGUCCAAGAAAAAUUUGAUAGCCCACGCAGUGCAAGUGUUACACUUGCACUGCGUGGGCUAUCAAAUCCGCUGCAGACUUUUCUUGGUCUGACUUUACGUAGUCAUGUUGUCAACGAUUAUUUAUCGGCUCACUUACAGAUACUUGGAUAAAUAUUCCGAUGAUAUUCGCCCGAUGAUUAUACAAACGGGAUCGAUAUUAAUUUGCUGAGACCGUCUGACCGAUGUUAACAGAGCUCACUCAAACUGACGUUGCCGUGCCGUGGAAUUAGUAGUACUCGUAAUAACAAAAGGAGCUUAUAGUGAAUUGCUUCUACUCAUAAAUUAUGCGUAAUGUUUGUAGCAAUUUUAUAUGUUACGUGUUUGUAUUGACAUUAUAGUCUAAUAUCGUAAACUUAGAGACAUUGCGUAAGUAGUUGAAUGUUAUACUGUUUGCCAACAAACUAUAUUCUGUAGUAUGAACGCUGGAAGCCAUUUUAACUAUAGAGAUGUACAGACUAAGUGUACUCUAUUUUAAUAGUACCUACCUAUCUACAAAUGUUUCCAUUUUUCAAAAUUUCGCCUAACUAUAUGCGUAGGUACUUUACUUUAUUAACAAAUAAUUUAUUUUGUAAUAUGUAUUAUGUGCCUAAAAAUGCAUAAUCAGGCGUAACAAAAACUUAUCUUGAACACAUAUUAAAUUUAUCUCAGAUUAAAAUGAAGCGGCAUUAUAUUGUAGGUACUUCCAGUUCAAUGAUAUAAAAUGCCAUAUUUUACGUUAAUAUUCAACAACAUGGUGUUUACUAGAAAAACUUUAGACAAAAAUUUUCAUCUAGGUAUUUAUAUAGUACCGUAUAAUAACAUGUAAAUAGCUCGUCUCUGAUAACCCCAACUUCGACACUUUGCCUUAUACGAUUAAUAAAUUUCUAACGUUACUCUAGUGGUUAAGCGCGUCUAGGUACUAUUCUUCCAAGGUUGUGCUUUAGUGAAUUUUCCCUAAUACAUUAUAUACCUCCAAGUCGGUCUUACGACAUUUUCUAAUCUACCUACUACAUUGUAAGAGCUUGGUCUCGCCCCAUCAAAUCAUAUGCCCAAGCUGUAAAUACGUAGAAACCCAUGCAUGUUCAAUGUAAAUCUUUUAUCAAAAUUGUCUACGCACAACUACUUUCGUGAUAAGUUGAUAACAUAUUACUCGUAGGUACUUAUUAGAUGCCAUUAAGCAAUUCCAAUAGAAUAAAUCCCAAUUAAUAAGGAAAAUACGGUUUACUGUUUCUAUUGUGCGCACUAACUAAAUUAUCAAUCAAAUCAGUUAUAGAUGUAGGUAGUACACAAUUAUUUUCCAUCGUAUUUUCAAAGAAACUUACGAACGUGUACGAAACGGAACGCGUACUAUUUCAGUAAGACUCGGUACAAAAAGUACUGAUCUACUGAACUAGCAUAACAAAUACGAACUUUUCCGAGAAAAUACGAUAGAAAACAAUAAAACACUACAUCUGUAACAAUGUAUUUUAUUAGUUGAUAUCAAUAACUUUGUUACCUAGUUAAAGAUAAAAAGACUCGUACCUAGAGAAAGAAAUGUUUUCAAAACCAUCGGCUAGGGCGCACGAUUCGUAAAAUGAAAACUUGAUACUUACCUAGGUAUCAAAAGAAGGUCUAGCUAAAUUUAUUAACCUACAAAAUCAUAGAUCAGAUUAAAUAUUUAUGAAAACUUAACUAUCGUUCAAAGUGCAUAUCUAAGAAUAUAAAUUUAUAAUGUAAAAUGUCUUGUCAAAAUCUGUGUUCUUCCAGUGCUGUACUAGCUUAGUGGCUCGCUGACAAUAUAUCGAAUAAUACGAGCGCUUCGAUCGUACGUAAUCUAAAGUAAAGGGUAUCACUAGCUUAACGUGCCCUAUUCUAGACUACUCUAGUCCACGUUUUGCCUACACAAAUUAGAUCUAUUUAUUACACAUUACUGUAGUUAUUAUUUUAUCACGGUUGUACAUUUUCUAAGAGAGAGAAAUAUUGAAUAGCUAAAACGAUCCUUUACUAGAUUAGAUAUAACUUAAAAUAAUAUUUCUAAAGAUAUCUAGCAAAAAGCCUGAAUCAAGAGGCCAGAUUUGUCAGACGUAUUAACUAGUUUGUGAAUUUCUCAUUUUAAUAUAUAGCUACAUUAUCAAAACAAAGCACAUCAUGAUGUGCAAUGCACCUACAUGACGUGUCGAUGCGUAGCAAAUUGCUGAAGUCCACGCAAAAUAGUAAUCGAAUCCGAUUUGAAAUUUUGAGGACUUAGGAAAUGUUUACAUGCGGCGACACAUGUAUGUACCAAUAUUAAAAAGUAUUGAUCAAGUCAUAAUUCUCUACUUAAUAAAUAGGUAGCUUUUUCAUUCCAUUUCAUUCAACAUGAACCUUUAUAUUAUAAGUUAUACAUUGCGUUUUGUAGAUACAUCUAUUGCUCCUCUAAUAUACUUACAGUACUAAAACGCGCUGUGGUUGAAAUAUAACAUAUACAUAUUGAUUGAUUGUUAAUAUUUUAUUAUAUUUAGAUAAUAUAUUAUAUAUUUACUUAAAAUAAUAUUAAAUCGUAUCCGAUACAGUCGGCUACGAACAAACCACUUACGCUUACUAUCUUGAUAUUUUAGUAUAACAAAAAAAUAUAUGAUAUAAGAAAGAGUUGUAAAAAGACGUAUUAUCUAACGUUGUGCCUCGAAA
Molecule: messenger RNA, 6367 nt
Organism: Cydia fagiglandana
Lineage: Eukaryota; Metazoa; Arthropoda; Insecta; Lepidoptera; Tortricidae
Gene: Fife
Product: regulating synaptic membrane exocytosis protein 1
Exons: 19
Coding region: 221-3178 (985 amino acids)
Biological process (GO): positive regulation of synaptic transmission; regulation of synaptic plasticity; calcium ion-regulated exocytosis of neurotransmitter
Cellular component (GO): cytoskeleton of presynaptic active zone; presynaptic membrane
Molecular function (GO): small GTPase binding; transmembrane transporter binding
Source: RefSeq, a predicted model, not a curated record